UUUCCCGCCCUAUAGUUGUGCGCGGAUCUGACGACUGACGUAAUUGCGCCGACGCCAUUUUAGCCGGUCCCACACGCACUGAACGUGGCGGCCAUUUUGUUUUGGACACCGAGCGGGAGCUGGCGGCGACGGCGGCGGCGGCGGCAGCUGUGGUGGUACAGACGCAAGGCUGGGAAGGGCAGGCCAGGCGAGCAAGCGGGUCGGCCGACUAGACAGCCAACCAACAACAACGAACUAACCUUGCAAUCUACCGCUUACGCGUCUAACCAACCGCCCACCUAGUUAACCCGAGCCCCUCCACCGUCAACUGAGGUUCGGCCGGUCCCCGGCCCGCCUGCCGCAGCCGUGGUGGCAGCCCCGGGCGGAGCGCUGGCGUCCGUUUCCUUCGAUUCUCGGGAUUUGAAGAUGGCUGCACAGUCAGCGCCGAAAGUUGUGCUAAAAAGCACCACCAAGAUGUCUCUAAAUGAGCGCUUUACUAAUAUGCUGAAGAACAAACAACCGAUGCCAGUGAAUAUUCGGGCUUCGAUGCAGCAACAACAGCAGCUAGCCAGUGCCAGAAACAGAAGACUGGCCCAGCAGAUGGAGAAUAGACCCUCUGUCCAGGCAGCAUUAAAACUUAAGCAGAAGAGCUUAAAGCAGCGCCUGGGUAAGAGUAACAUCCAGGCACGGUUAGGCCGACCCAUAGGGGCCCUGGCCAGGGGAGCAAUCGGAGGACGAGGCCUGCCCAUAAUCCAGAGAGGCUUGCCCAGAGGAGGACUGCGUGGGGGACGUGCCACCAGAACCCUACUUAGGGGCGGGAUGUCACUCCGAGGUCAAAACCUGCUCCGAGGUGGACGAGCCGUAGCUCCCCGAAUGGGCUUAAGAAGAGGUGGUGUUCGAGGUCGUGGAGGUCCUGGGAGAGGGGGCCUAGGGCGUGGAGCUAUGGGUCGUGGCGGAAUCGGUGGUAGAGGUCGGGGUAUGAUAGGUCGGGGAAGAGGGGGCUUUGGAGGCAGAGGCCGAGGCCGUGGACGAGGGAGAGGUGCCCUUGCUCGCCCUGUGUUGACCAAGGAGCAGCUGGACAACCAACUGGAUGCGUACAUGUCGAAAACGAAAGGACACCUGGAUGCCGAGUUGGAUGCCUACAUGGCGCAGACAGAUCCUGAAACCAAUGACUGAAGCCUGCCCUCCCUCCUGUGAGAGACUCUUGUUAAAGUCACCACAUCUGUAAAUAACUUUCAGAUAACAGAUGAGAAGAAACUUGAUUGAUGCUGGAUGGACCUAUGACAACAGGCUAUGGACUUAACUUGCCACCAGUUUGUGCAUUUAGGUGUUCCUUUCACUUUUUGAUACUGUGUUGUAUGAAACUUUUUUUCCUUUGA
Molecule: messenger RNA, 1358 nt
Organism: Propithecus coquereli (Coquerel's sifaka)
Lineage: Eukaryota; Metazoa; Chordata; Mammalia; Primates; Indriidae
Gene: CHTOP
Product: chromatin target of PRMT1
Exons: 6
Coding region: 406-1155 (249 amino acids)
Source: RefSeq, a predicted model, not a curated record